AUGCUGAUAGCCGGCGCCGUCUUUGGCCCGGUGAUGGGCGUCGCCGCCGCGGGCCUGGCGCACGGCGGCCGCACCGCCGACUCGGUCGUGGUGGCAGCCAACGUCAAGGCGGCGUCUGCCUGGGGCCUGCUGGCGGUCGCGGCAGUUAUCACCCUGCAGGCAGCGGUCGCAUUCUUUGGAAGCCUCGUCCGCUUCGCUGCCCCCAGCCCCACGCCGAAGCCCCGCACGCCCAAAAGCAGCGGCGGCGGGGGCAACCUCGCCCCUGCCGCGGCAGCCGGCAGCCCGGGGGGCAGCGGGGGCGGCGCGGGCGAGGGCAAGACUGAGAUUGAGCGGCACGACCCCGAGCGCGGCUGCGCAGAGGCGAUGGACCUUGGAGAGCCCAUCUCAAUCAUUGCGACUGUCAUUGAGGAGGGCGCGGACGCGGGCGACAGCCCUGAGGAUGUUGAGGGAAGCAAGGGCCCCCGCGCCGCCCCCGGCUUCUGGCGCCGGCUGUGCUGCUGCUGCUGCGCGUGCUGCUGCUGCUGCCGCGGCGCGCGUCGCGCGCGUGCCGCCGCUGCGGGCGCGGCGGCGUCGUCGCCGGCGCCGGCGCCCGCGGCGCCGCCGCGCGGCCCCGACCCGCUGGUCGGCGUGGUGCUGCUCUGCAGCGCUCUGCUGGCGAUGGCGGCGGCGCUAAGGGCCGUGUCGCUGCGCGCGGGCGCCUUCUGGUGGGAGGACAAGCUCCUUUUCCCGCUGCAGGCGCUGCCCGAGCUCCUCUCCGCGCUGCUGCUGGUGGGCCCGCCCCACUUCAUGGCGCGCGUCGGCAUGGCCAGCCGGUACCAGCGGUGGCAGCCGAAGAAGGGCAAGCCGGCGACCAGCCGCCCGAAGAACAGCAACCCGGCGAUAUGGAAGCGCGCGGGGCUGCCGGCGCCGGAGUCGCGGACGCAGACGCAGAGCGAGGGCGUUUGA
Messenger RNA from Monoraphidium neglectum, 945 nucleotides. RefSeq lists its product as hypothetical. The coding region runs from base 1 to 945 and encodes 314 amino acids. Lineage: Eukaryota; Viridiplantae; Chlorophyta; Chlorophyceae; Sphaeropleales; Selenastraceae. The transcript is spliced from 2 exons. The record is from RefSeq and is a predicted model, not a curated record.